Molecule: messenger RNA, 1122 nt
Organism: Sebastes umbrosus (honeycomb rockfish)
Lineage: Eukaryota; Metazoa; Chordata; Actinopteri; Perciformes; Sebastidae
Exons: 5
Coding region: 128-1030 (300 amino acids)
Biological process (GO): signal transduction
Source: RefSeq, a predicted model, not a curated record
AGCAUAGCUACAGAGUCUCCCUUUGUCUCAGUCAGUUUGUUCAGAAACUCCACAAACUCCACCACAGACACAAGCUUCAUACAGGAUUUAUUUUCCUCACAGAUUAUUUGAGUGAAAAAGAGGGAAAAUGCCGUCUCAUAUUAUGCUCUCCUACCAGUGGGACGACCAAACUCUGGUGAGGAAGAUAUACAACCGCCUCAAAGACGAUGGUCUGCCAGUGUGGAUGGAUAUCGAAGGAGGGGUGACGGGGAACAUCAACGACUCGAUGGCUGCAGGUGUGGAGGAGGCUGUGGUGAUCUGUCCGUUCCUGACUCCAGCUUACCAGGCCUCCCGCAGCUGUAAGAAAGAGCUCAACUACGCAGACACCAGGGAGGUCAUCAUGGUGCCGGUCAUGGUGGCCAACAACUGGGAGGCCAGUGAGUGGCUGGGACUGAUCACUGCAGGCCUGCUGUGGUCGGACUUUAGAAAUGCAGAGAAGGAUGAGGAGAGCUUUGAGAUGUGCCUCAGGUCUCUGGAGGAGGAGAUCAUGUUUAACGCCGGUCACCUCCUGGCAGUUGAAGAACCGCCAAGCGAGGAGGUGGAUCAGCCAGAACCACCGAAACCCAGACUGAAGAAGAAACCGGGACGAGGGUUUCGCCAUGCUCUCUCAAAGCUCUACAUCCUUGACUCGGGUGAGCGUGAUGAGCAGAUAAUCCACCCAACUGGUGACACCAGAAACACGGUGGAGCUCAAUGAGACAGCUGGAGAUCAAUGUUACUGGGAGGAGAUUAAGGGUAACGGCUGCAAGUACUACAGGAACGUUGUCACCAACAGAUACCUCGGGUUUGACCCCAGCAGGAACCACGUCCACUGUGAGGCCAGCCCGUCUGAAUGUGAAGAGUGGCUGAUGUUGGUGGAUCAGACGGACCAGAGCCACCAGAGAGCCGUCAUCAUCAAGAACAAACACUCGGGGCGGUUCCUCGCCGUCCAACAUGGCCACUUUACCGGACUAACGUCAUACAAUGAAGACUGCAAAUGGUAUUUGGAGUAAAACGGGACAAUGUGCUCGCUUCUGUCAAAGACACAUUAAGAAAAAAGCAGUACCAAACAAAACUUGAUGGGUGUAUCUACAACAGGAGGUUU